AUGACGUUGGCCGAUGGAAGAGAGCUAUACUUUGCUACCUCCAACGGCGCGAAUCUCCUCGUCAGAAAACAAGUCCGUGGGCAAUGGGCUGAGAUAUCGAUAAGUGAAUACAAGGACCAUAUGAUUAGUCGACCAGAUCAGAUUAUUGGAGAUAUUGCGUACAACCUGCCCCGCCACAUAUCGCUUGCGAUAAGCUUCACCAACCACUUAUACGCGUGGCGAGAGCAAGUCUCCCAAGCCUACAGCGACAGCCCCACUGCUCGGAGACUUACCCUAGAGGCUCGGUAUGUGUGGGCCUCCGUGGGAAUUUCGGCAACCUCUGUGCUGUUGGCGAUCAUCUGUACGUUGUUAAGGCAGCAAGUCGAUAUCAAGCCUGACCUCACGAGCUUCCGAGGGUUAUUGUCUGUCGCACAGGGGGAUGUGGCUGGGUAUGGAAACAACUCGGGAAAAGUUGAUUCUACUCUUAGCAUUGUUCAAGGGGUAGACUGUGUAAAACUUUCUCUCUUCCCUGGCCCCGACGAGACGGCAGCGAACAUUCAACACGGAGAGAGGUUGAACGCCGCUUGCAGCUGA
Molecule: messenger RNA, 573 nt
Organism: Chondrus crispus (carragheen)
Lineage: Eukaryota; Rhodophyta; Florideophyceae; Gigartinales; Gigartinaceae
Exons: 1
Coding region: 1-573 (190 amino acids)
Source: RefSeq, a predicted model, not a curated record